Molecule: messenger RNA, 787 nt
Organism: Suillus subalutaceus
Lineage: Eukaryota; Fungi; Basidiomycota; Agaricomycetes; Boletales; Suillaceae
Product: phosphotyrosine protein phosphatase
Exons: 4
Coding region: 111-581 (156 amino acids)
Biological process (GO): protein dephosphorylation
Cellular component (GO): cytoplasm
Molecular function (GO): acid phosphatase activity; non-membrane spanning protein tyrosine phosphatase activity
Source: RefSeq, a predicted model, not a curated record
CUGAUUCCUAGGUACCACACCAUAGAAGGAAGACUAGUACUGCGCGGCGCUUCUCACUGAUAACAAACUGAUAAGACCCUACACUCGCCACACUAGCCUUAAGCCAACAGAUGACAAUCUCAGUCCUCGUCGUCUGCCUCGGCAACAUCUGCCGCUCUCCCAUGGGAGAAGCCGUGCUCCGCAACGAAGCCCUCAAGCGCGGCAUCACCGAUAUCCACGUCGACAGCGCUGGCACAGCUGCAGCACAUAUCGGGGAAGAUCCUGACGAACGGACUAUCGAAGUAUGCGGCACGAAAGACGUCCCUAUAUCCCACUCUGCGCGGCAAGUCCGCGCUUCAGAUUUCACAUCAUUCGACUACAUACUCGCGGCUGACGGUUCUAACUUGCGCGCGCUGGAGCGACAUGUCGGUCACAGAGAAGGAUCGAAAGCGACGGUGAAGCUUUGGGGCUCUUACCUGCCAGACAACAAGCCGAUUCAGGACCCGUAUUAUGGGGGGCUGGAUGGGUUCAAGGAGGUCUACGAGCAGUGCGUGAAGCUUUCAAAUGCGUUUUUGGAUGAGGUCGCUGGGAAGGAGAGUUAGGGACGCGAUUAACGAUUAAAGGGACGAGACGUCAGAUAAAGCUUGCUGUCAGAGGGCAGGCCUGCAGGGACAAGACGGAAAAUACCCACAUAAUACCUGUGCUUUGGUACGCUCAAGUUGGAAUAUAUCAGAUUAUGUGGCGCUUCAUAGAUCAUCUUCCAUGGCGCCCGAUGCCGACCUCAUCGGUUUCUGUCAAACAAUAUUUU